This is a messenger RNA of Xenopus laevis (African clawed frog), 1085 nucleotides long. RefSeq names its product sigma non-opioid intracellular receptor 1 L homeolog (gene sigmar1.L). Lineage: Eukaryota; Metazoa; Chordata; Amphibia; Anura; Pipidae. The record is from RefSeq and is marked provisional. Gene Ontology annotation, cellular component: nuclear inner membrane; endoplasmic reticulum; membrane.
GUCUGAGCGUCAUCUGCCCGGCGAUUCUGUUUUACUCUCCGACCCCGGACAUGGCGCUGUGGUUGGGGCUUCGGGCGGUGCUGGUGGUCGCGGGGCUGGCGGUGCUGCUGCAGCUGAUCAGGGGUUGGCUCAGCUCCAAGUCCUACGUCUUCAACCGGGAGGAGAUCGCUCGUCUGGCCAAGGAACACUCGGGGCUGGAUUAUGAAGUGGCUUUCUCUAAAAUCAUCGUGGAGCUGAGGAAGAAGCACCCGGGUCACAUUCUGCAGGACGAGGAUUUACAGUGGGUGUUUGUGAAUGCGGGGGGCUGGAUGGGCUCCAUGUGUCUGCUCCACGCCUCACUCACUGAGUAUGUGCUGCUUUUUGGCACCGCUGUGGAUACUGGGGGCCACUCAGGUCGUUACUGGGCGGAGAUAUCGGACACCAUACUCUCUGGAACCUUCCGCCAGUGGAAAGAAGGAACGACCAAAAGUGAAAUAUUUUAUCCAGGAGAUACCAUUGUGCAUGAGGUGGGGGAGGCCACGUCGGUGCAGUGGAGCUCUGGGACGUGGAUGGUGGAGUACGGCCGGGGGUUCAUCCCUUCCACUCUGGCCUUUGCUUUGGCCGACACCAUAUUCAGCACCCAGGACUUCCUCACCCUCUUCUACACUGUGAAGGUUUAUAGUAAGGCCCUUCUGCUGGAGGCCAGCACCCACCUCUCACAACUGGGCUUCUUCUGACUGAUGCCGCUGCCAUACUGAUUCACCCUCUCCCUUUCCUGGGCUCAUUUCUGCCUCUACCAGCGGGGGCACUAGCUCUGUGUAACCCCCCCCAUCCCAUAGUGUCAGAUCUAUGGAGCAGCCCCAGGAAUAUCUAUGGCCUUGAGACGGGGCUUCCAGGGAUCCCCCAGGGCCAAUCAGCAUUGUUACUCGGUGUCACCUGACCUUCAGGCUGGGCCCCAGUGUUUCAGAGCCACUGACUUGUGUUUGAGACCCACAAUGUGCCGCACAUUCAGGCAGUCGGGCCCUAAGCUGGAGCUACAACACUAACACUUGGGGCCCCACAGGAUAAAUAAAGCAUUUGCCCAUAUUGGGAGAGGAAACACUGAA